Molecule: messenger RNA, 6342 nt
Organism: Chlamydomonas reinhardtii
Lineage: Eukaryota; Viridiplantae; Chlorophyta; Chlorophyceae; Chlamydomonadales; Chlamydomonadaceae
Exons: 34
Coding region: 607-5637 (1676 amino acids)
Biological process (GO): rRNA base methylation
Cellular component (GO): nucleolus; nucleus
Molecular function (GO): ATP-dependent chromatin remodeler activity; ATP binding; DNA binding
Source: RefSeq, a predicted model, not a curated record
UGAUGUGAACGUCUACUUCCUUCCUCCUCGAGCCCUUCCUGCCCUGUCUCCCUCCUCCCUCCCUCCAGCAGCAGCCGCAGCAGCAGCAGCAGUAACAACAGGCUCAAAUACAGACGGACACCCAACAAGCGAUUGACACGGCAGUGAUCGACUUGUGGGGUCGCUUAAAAACAUUCACAGCACUGGGAGUGCCGCGGAAGGGCUGGGAUCAAGUGGGUGCGCAGCAUCCCUUCCUGAGAGUAGUAAACAGCCAAUUGCGCUGUCACACAGGUAUGAACGCGGGACAACCCGCUCAGGCCAUCACGGACAGUGACGAGGACUAAGCACGGUUCCGCAGGUGCAAGAGGGUGGGCUAGAGAGGGUCAGGGUUUCUGCUUUCUGUUUUCUGUUUAUGUUUGUGGUUGGGCUGGGGGGCUUCGCCAGGGCCAGCGAUGCAGGGUGUGGUUUCCGCCAGAGAGCGGCCCCUGCUGGUCCUUUUGAGGGGGCUUGGUUAGCUUGCUUCAUGCGCCCUAAGCGCCUUGCUUUCCCUCUGUUGUGGCCAGGGGUGUUGUUUGUGGCGGGGCGGCCUUGUGUGUGUUUCUGGCCUUGCUGCUUUCAGAACUAAUCAUGCCAAAAGCCAAACGCAGAAACCCAAUCGUGCCGAUUCCCAAGGCCGCCGAGUUCCAUCAGGCUAAAUCUUGUGGUGCCUCAAAGUCUCACGUGAAUGGCGACAAGCCUAAAAGUGAUGACGGCGCACGCGAGCACCAUGCGAAGGGUCAUUCCGGCGGCGGUCGCGCGGCCAAGCGCGCUCGCAGCGAUGCCGCCAACAGCGACGGUGCACAAGCAUCGAAACGGCCCCGGUCGUCGGGGGGUUCCGAUGCCUCUGCGGGGCGGGGGCCGCGCAGCGGCGCCCCUCGCAGGCCCCAGCAGCAGGACCCGCGCCAGCGCCCGCACAAGCAGGGGCGGCCCGAAGGCUCGGCCUCGCAGCACCACCCGCGCCACCACCACCAUUCUCAGCAGCAGCCGCAGCACCAGUGGACGCCUGUGAGCCAGGUGCACCAGCAGGCGGCGACGGCGGUGGGCAGGCUGCUGGAGGCCGACGCCAGCAGGCGCCACGGCGCCUCGCUCAAGAGCCUCACGCUGGCGCCGCACAUCGUGGCCAAAAAGGCGACGUACGCGGUCACGUGCCAAGUGCUCAAAUUCUCGAGGCUGCUGCAGCAGCUGGACGGGGCGGUGGGGCUGUCGGCCGGCCAGCCCAAGCUGAACAAGUACACUGCUGUGGUGCUCAUGUACGACAUGCUGCGGGGCCAGGCGCUGCGCAAGGGGCAGGCGGAGCGGGCGGUGCUGGCAGCGGAGGCCGACCUGCGGCGCGCCCUGGACUCCAUCCUGCGGGAAGCGGGCGCCAAGGAUAUGGACGAUUGGCUCGCAAAGCAGGGCGGCGGCGAUGGCUUGGGUACGGGCGGCGGCGGCGAGGAGGCCGCGGGGCAGGCGGGAGGCGGCGGCGGCGGCGGCUCGGGGCCAGACGUGCCGCACCCGCGCUGGGUGCGAGUCAACGGACUGAAGGCGGCGGCGGCGGGUGGAGUGGAGGUCGUGGCUUGGCAGCUGCGGGAGCACUUGCGGGUUGGCCAGGCAAGCAAAGCGGGGAGCGCUGCGCCAGCCGAGGCGGAGACCGAGGCUGGGGCUGGCGGGAAGAAGGGCAAGAAGGGCAAGCCGGCCAAACCGGCGGCGGAGCGGGAGCCGAAGGGCCAAAACGAGAACGAGCUUGUGCAGGUGGACCCGCUGCUGCCCGACCUGCUGGCGCUGCCGCCCGGCACCGCACUGCACGACCACCCCCUGGUGGCCAGCGGGGCGGUGGUGCUCCAGAGCAAGGCCUCCUGCAUGCCCGCCCACGCGCUGUCGCCCGCGCCCGGCUGGACGGUGGUGGACUGCUGCGCCGCGCCCGGCAACAAGACCACCCACCUGGCCGCGAUCAUGCGCAACAAGGGCCGCGUCAUCGCGUUCGACAAGGACCCCAAGCGCCUGGCGCGGCUCAAGGCCAACGCCGAGCGCACAGGCGCCAGCUGCGUGCAAGCUCGGCUGCAGGACUUCCUGUCCAUUGACCCCACCGACCCCGAGUUCGGCCAGGUCCGCGGUGUGCUGCUGGACCCCUCCUGCAGCGGCUCCGGCACCACCUUCACGCGACUGGACCACUUGUUGCCCUCACACGCCGCCGCACGACACCGCGCACGCAGCAGCCACGGCCAGGCGGCGGCGGCGGCGGCGGCCGUGACCGCAGCGCCGCAGGGCCGGAAGCGGAAGCCUGAAGGGCAGCAGGGUGGUGGUGGAGAUGAGGCGGAAGAGGUCAGUGAGGUCGAGGAGGUGGCGGCGCAGGAUGGGGAUCAGCCGCAGGCGCUGUCGGCGGAGGCCAUGGAGGCGGUGGCGGCGGCGGUGGCGGCGGAGGCGGCGGGUCUGGAGCGGGAGGAGGCGGCGCGGGUGGCGCAGCUGGCGCGGUUCCAGGCGACUGCGCUGUCGCACGCACUGCGCUUUCCGGCCUUAGAGAGGCUGGUGUACAGCACCUGCUCGGUACACGUGGCGGAGAAUGAGGCGGUGGUGGCGGGAGCGCUGGCGCAGGCGGCGGAGGCGGGCCUGGAGCUGGCGGACCCCUUCCCCGCCUGGCACCGCCGAGGCCUGCCCCUGUUCCCGGGCGCGGAGAAGCUGGUGCGGACAGACGCCUACCUGGACGGCACGGACGGAUUCUUUGUGGCCGUGUUCCAGCGGCGGCACGGCGGCGGCGCCGGCGGCGGCGCCGGCGGGCAGCAGGAGCGCAUGCAGGAGGGAGAGGAGGAGGACGGCCAGGGGCAGCAGGUGGCAGUUGCAGCGGGGGCGGGGGCGGGGGUGAGCCAGGGGAAGCAGGGCAAGGGGAAGAAGAGCAAGGGCGGGGCGGGGCAGGCAGGCAAGGUGGCAGCUGGCGGCGGCGGAGGCGGCGCCAAGCAGCAGCAGGGCGGAGCUGGCACUGGGAAAGGGAAAGCGCAGGCCGUCCCCAUUUCCCAAAGCUUCAGCAAGCAGAUUCAUACCCUGUUUACCUUUGACCUCAAUACUUUGACACCAUAUAAAAUGGCUGCCGUCAUGGAAGCCGAGCUCGAGAAGUCGCCAGGCUUGAACUCUGCGGAGAUCAGCGAGGACGAAGCUGUGGACGUGGACGACCACCUGCGGUCAGAAGAGCACCUGCUGCACAAGCAGCGUUUGCAGGCAGAGGUCUCGGCACGCGAGAAGGACCCGCCGCCGCCCGCCAACGAUGGCAAUGCCGCGGCCAAGCUGAUGGAGCUUGUUGGCAAGACGGACCUGUACAGCUCCUUCCUAGCGGACCAGUUCCAGGAGGUGGUGGACCAGACGCUGCGGGACGCCGCGGCCGGCACCGAAGAGGGCGGGCAGCCGGCCGCGAAGAAGGCGCGCACGAAGAAGGGCGGCGUGGCCUCGAGCAGCGCAACCCAGCGCCUGCUGCCCCUGAUCCGGGCCGACCUACGUGACUACCAGCUCAAGGGCGUGGCCUGGCUCAUCAGCCUGUACAAGAACGGCGUCAACGGCAUCCUGGCGGACGAGAUGGGGCUGGGCAAGACGCUGCAAACCAUCGGCUUCAUCUCCUACCUUUGGCAGCACUGCAAGGACAAGUCGGGCAAGUACAUGGUGGUGGGGCCGCUGUCCACGUUGUCCAACUGGGUGGCGGAGUUCCAGCGGUUCGCGCCCGACCUGCCCGUGCUGCUCUACCACGGCUCUCAGGCGGAGCGCGAGCAGAUGCGCAAGGAGCACAUGGCGACCAACGGCUCCAAGCAGAUGCCCAUCAUCGUGACCAGCUACGAGAUCGUGAUGGCGGACCGGCGCCACCUGGAGCGACACGUGUGGAAGCUGGUGGUGGUGGACGAGGGCCACCGCCUGAAGAACUUCGACUGCCGGCUGCUGCGCGAGAUGCGGCAGCUCACCAUGGAGUCGCGCCUGCUGCUGACGGGCACGCCGCUGCAGAACAACCUGCGCGAGCUGUGGUCGCUGCUCAGCUUCUGCAUGCCCAACGUCUUCCACGACGCGCAGCAGUUCCUGGACUGGUUUGACAUCCGCACCCCCGCCGCCGCCAUCCCCGACGGCGUCACCAUGCCGCAGCCCCAGCAGUCCGCCGCAGCUCCCGCAGGCGCCGCCGCCACUGGGGCCGCCGCCGCCGGUCCCGCCGCCACUGGAGCCGCUGCCGCGCCCGCACCCAAGCGGCGCGGGCGGCUGUCCAAGAAAGCCAAGGCGGAGCAGGAGGCGCAGGCGGCCGCCGAGGCCGCCGCGAAGGCAGAGCAGGAGCCCGCCAAGUCGUCGGACGAGGAGGAGGAGGAGAAGGAGGCGGACGCUGGGCCGAGCAACAGCACGGAGGAGAAGGAGGCGGAGGAGGCGAAGGCGGGCGGCUCGGGGAGAGCCACGGAGCAGGCGGGUGCGGCGGCGGAGCAGGCGGGUGCGGCGGCGCCGUCCUCCAUUGACUUUGACAUGGUGUCGCGGCUGCACAAGAUCCUCAAGCCCUUUGUGCUGCGGCGUGUGAAGGCGGACGUCAACAUCGGCGUGCCGCCCAAGCAGGAGGUGCUGCUGUAUGCGGAGAUGAGCGAGGAGCAACGGCGUCUCACACGCGGCCUCAUCGACGGCACACUCAAGGAGGAGAUGGCGCGCGAGACGCGCGGCCGCAGUUUGAACAACCUCAUCAUGCAGCUGCGCAAGGUGUGCAACCACCCCGACCUCAUCACCGGCGCCGCCUCCGACAACCAGAUGUACCCGCCCGCCGACGAGCUGGCGGCGGCCUGCGGCAAGUUGGCGCUGCUGGAGCGGCUGCUGACGCGGCUGCGCGCGGGCGGGCACCGCGUGCUCAUCUUCUCGCAGAUGACUGAGAUGCUCAACGUGUUGGAGGCGUACCUGGAGGACCGCGGCAUCCCCGCCGCCCGCCUGGACGGCUCCGUGCCCUGGCAGCAGCGCAUGACCGACAUCGCAGACUUCCAGUCGGGCACUGCUGCCGCCAAGGACGUGUUCCUGCUGUCCACGCGCGCCGGCGGCCUGGGCAUCAACCUCACCGCCGCCGACACGGUUAUCAUCUACGACAGCGACUGGAACCCGCACCAGGACUCGCAGGCCAUGGACCGCUGCCACCGCAUCGGCCAGUCGCGGCCGGUGCUGGUGUUCCGGCUGGUGACGGCAAACAGCGUGGAGUGCCGCAUGCUGGCGCGUGCCGAGAGCAAGAAGGCGCUGGAGCGCAUCGUCAUCAAGAAGGGCGCCUUCAAGGAGGUGGACCAGGCCGCCUCCACCAGCGCGGACGAGCUGGUGCAGCUGCUCAACCCCGACACGCGCACCGACGACCUGCCGCAGAGCGGCGUGGUCAGCGACGACGUGCUGGCGCAGCUGCUGGACCGCUCCCACCUGGCCGCCGCACACGCAGCCAACCAGAUGCAGCACGGGGCGGCGGGGGCAGCGGCGGGGGCAGGUGGUGCGAAGAAGGCGGGUGGGAAGGGCGGGAAGGCGGCGGAGAAGGAGAAGGUGGAGAGGGCGGCGGUGGGGCCGGACGGCGCGCCGGUGCUGCCGUACCCGGCGGUGGGCAAGGGCUAUGAGGUGGUGGUGGACGGACCGCGGCGGGCGGUGGGUGUGCUGGACACCAUUGACGACGACUGACGAGUGAAGGGUGUGUGGGAGGAUGGGCACGUGGGGUGGCUGGGUAUCAAUGCCAUUCGUGUUGCGCUGUGUGUUCCAUUGCGUGCGUGUGCCGUGCGUGUGCCGCGUGGCAUGACUGGGUGACAUGGUGGGUGGAGGAGGCGUGGUUGUGGGGGAAGGGGAAUGAGGAGGAGGCGGGUACGGUAUGGACCUGCUGUGCGUGAAUGAGGCGGCGCAGGUAUACCAUACGGUAGGUACUUUCAGGUUUGAGAUGAUGGGACUAGCAGUGACAGUGGCCACGUGCGUUAUACUGCCCUUCAUGCGAUUGACGUUCACACUGAGGUUCCGUACAUGCCCGACAGUAGCGGCGGGGGAACUCGAGUUACGGUAGUUUCUAGUUGUUUACAGGUACAGCCUUACUUCAACUUUUACCGCCGUGGUGCCAAUGCACCAUUGCUAGACACAAAUGUCUCGUAUGAUUACGGUAUCCCCGUGCGCAUUCGCACACAGUCAUGCUGUGUAGUCCAGAGAGGCUAGGUCACUAGGUUGAUAGGCAGGCUUGGUCACACAUCAGAGGGUCAUAAGUCCAGAGGUGGUGGCAACAGGUAGCACGCAGGAGACAAGUCCGCGUGGUGCGGUUCCUGUCAAGGCAUAUGUAUGCAGCACUGAUGGCUGCGCUUUGUGGACAGGGAAAGUGAACUCUGAGGCUUGUAACAUCUUAUUCAU